CUGCAAGCAAAGCCACAGUAAAUCCAGGCUGCCACUUCGAGGAACUGGGGGCUGGAAAAGGACGAGGGAGAGGAGAUAGUUCCUCGUCUCCCACUGGAGAGAUCGCCUACCUUCGAAGCAACUUCUUAUUUCUAUCAAAGCUGUCAGCCAUAUCGAAUAUCAUAGUACCUCGAAUCAACGGUUAUCCUGGCUAUGCCUCUAGAGCGCCAACACAGAAAAGCCCGCUAUGCGUGGAGCCGCGAAGAGAACCGCCGACUGUUGCGCCUGAGAGAGGAACAUAAAAGUCUCAGUUGGGAGAAGUUCCACGAGUUAAACCUCUUCCCAGACCGAACCCUCCCGGCACUCCAGAUCCAGCAUUUCCGAUUACACAAGGGACGCAAGAAACCCAUCAGAGCUCGCAGUCGGAGCCAUGCACCAAGGCCCAGUUUCCGUGCGAGACGUACCACGGCUGCGACUCGGCACCGGCGUGCAAAGCCUCGCCAACUGAACUAUCCCAUCGUGUUCGAUGAUUCGGACGAUGAUGACUACGAAACUGACCAUGACGAUGAAGAGGAGAGACGAAAUUCGUCUCGUAGUGAAACGCCAGAGAGCGACGGAUUACAGGAUAGAAGUCGCACACCUCCCCAGGCGCCAGACGCAUCAAUAGAUGAUAGAUUACAGAGGGCACGAGAAAUGACAUCUGCAACAAUCCAACCCGCAAUCCAGCCCUCCACUACUGACCAGCCCGGACACCCUAGCCAUAGACUGAGAAGGCCGCCGAGGCCUGUUCUUCCGAGCACAACAGCAACACCAGAGCCUCCAGCUGCGGAUUUCUCCCCUCGGUUGACGCCUACCGAUUCUAAACUUAAAUACAAUCAAGUACAUGCGUCGCGGGCACGGUCGGCGGUUCAUACAAUCCCACCCUCCCCAGAGUCAACGCCUCACUCUGCGGCUUUAGUCCAGCAAUUUCGCGAUCCGGCCUCCGUGGCUUGGAACACAGUUCGGGAGCCAUCAAGCACAAUUUCAGAGCAGGUCCACCAAAGGCCUAGCCAGGAACAUGAGGGGCCAGUAUACGCGUCACCUAGUACAUUCCCACGACCAACUCCAGCGGAGUACUACUUCAACGAAGCGCGCAGCUUUCUAGCGCUAUGGUCAGAAGCAACCGAGAGGCAGCACGUGGCUAAUAUGGAGAGAAUGAAGGCGGAAAAUACCCAGCUAAGAAGAGAGUUCGAAGCUCGUCUGUCCUCUUUUGACAGUAUCACAGCUGAGCGAGAUCGUCUACGGGAAGAGAAUCGGGAAUUAGAGCGAGGUAUGCAGGAGCUAAAGAGGAAGACGGAGGAGGAUAUCCAACGCAUAACGGGGGUGUGCAAGACGAUGAGUGAGUUUGAGAAUCUAAAGGUUCUUGAUAUGUGGGGGCUUAGGACGAGGCAGUGAUUGCUUUAGCUUACUGCUUUACGUAGUCGGUGGAUGGACGGCUUACAGUUAUAUCGUUUACAGUGCAUCGUAAGUAAUGGAGGCAUUCAUAUUCCUGACCAGAGGGGUAUAAUUGACAUAGGAAGCGACGUUGAGCCGACCUCAGUAGCAUAAAUGACACAGA
Molecule: messenger RNA, 1576 nt
Organism: Aspergillus versicolor CBS 583.65
Lineage: Eukaryota; Fungi; Ascomycota; Eurotiomycetes; Eurotiales; Aspergillaceae
Exons: 3
Coding region: 193-1413 (406 amino acids)
Source: RefSeq, a predicted model, not a curated record